CAGAGAAUUUACCUGUUCUGUAAGCGACAACUAAAGGAUUUUUAAAAAGCACCACAUCGCGGACAUGGCACUGUCUCCGUACGGAUUUGUUCCUCUGGCUGUCACCAUCCUGAUUGCUCUGCAAGAAGGUUUGGGACUCCCUGCUCCAGAAGCCCCACUUCCUUCACACGUGAGAAUAAAGCGCUGCUCAUGCAGUAACUGGCUGGACAAGGAGUGCAUUUACUUCUGUCACCUGGACAUCAUUUGGGUGAAUACACCAAGUAAGACCACUCCGUACGGACUGGGCAGCCCUCCCUCCCGCCGUCGCAGAUCGCUGUCUCGCUGUGAAUGCGGAGACCUUCACGACAAGACUUGCAAACACUUCUGUUAUCACAGUGCUUACAACCUGAAAGAAAACAUUCAUCCAUUUCUGAAACUGCUGAAAAGCCAAAGUCCCAAGACUCAGAAGCUGGUUCUACUGAACUCUUUUCGGAAUAUUGCAAUGACCAAUUCCAAAGCUGCUGAACAGAGAGUUCUGAAGAAAACAAAAUCAAAAUUUCUUGUGGCAAAUGAUAUAAACAAAAGAAGAAAAAGAUAAAGGAGGUGGGGUGGUCCUGAAGAAUCACAAAAAGCUACUGGUAUGUCUUCCGGACUUACCAAGCUCCUGCCUGCUGAUGUGAAAGACAGAGAGAUGUAAAGAAGGCAGAAGAAGAAAGAGCUGGAGGAAAAUGAGCCUCCCAGUGGGUGUACAUAAGGAAGGCAUUCCGUCCAGUGUCACAGUAUUUCUAGAGGCGUCUAUGAGUCUUCCGUGGUGACCGGCAAGGUAUGCCAUCUUGACAUGGCAAUUUGCAGACCUGAUGGACCUUAUGUAGGAUCUAAACAAAACUGACAGCAUGAGGUGUGAAAGACAACAUCUUGGACAGCUUUGUGUUCUCUGUGAGUGUGAUGCUCAGCUUGUUGUGUUCUCCUGGCUUAACCGCAGGGCGUCACUGCCCUUUCAAUGCCCACAGCUGACUGUUUCUGGCGGGGUGAUGACUGUUGUUAGGGAUCACACUUGAUAUUACAGAUGAGUAAACGGACUUGGGGCUGCAAAUGACCCCUUUCUUAACGUGAAGUACACAGAAGAACUUGUAAACAUGUUUUAUUAUUCCUUUGCUGGCUUUAUUCAGGCUAGAGGUAUGCACAGAGCAAUUAGGCGGGCCAGCGUCCCAUUCACUGUGUUCACCUUCUUAUUACUCUGGGCGUUGCUGAUGUGCUGAACAGGGUGGGGAGCAUGACAUUAAAGAGGGAAAAAAAUGAAAGGAUGUUUUCAGGAAUUCAUUGCUCAACUAUAUUUAUAUUGUCAUAUUAUUUAUUUUUACCAGAUUAAUAUUUGAAAAGUACAUUUGGUGCAUGCCAGGCUAUUAUCCCUCUGUUUUUACUCAUCCUUUACACAGGAUUUGCAAAAGAAAAAGUCAUAAUGUAUUAUCGAAGCAAGUCACUUGGCACACAGGCAUGAGAGACUUGCCUUUCGCUUAUAGUAUUAAAUGAGUGGAGAUUUAUAAUCCUCAAAUGAAUGUAAAUCCAAAAACAAUGCACAUGCUUGUUGUUUUAAUCGAGAGAAAUGAAUCCCAUUUGCACUGCUGAUUUUCAAGUGUCGGCUGCACCCUUUUCCGCUUGCCUCAGUCACUAUGAAGCAUUGCUGUGAUGGUUCUUGUAAUGGACUGGCAAAUGUGGAAGUUAGGAUAGCCUUAGCUGUGUUUACCACUAGGCACAGCUCAACAACUAAAAAUGCUUGGACUUUUCUUAAAGAAAAACAGUUCAUCCAGCCAUCCUUUAUGUGAACCUGCUUUUUCUAAUUCAGGCUCAUAGAAAGCUAGAAUCUCUGCCAUCAGCACUGGAUAGAAGGCAGAGGAGACCCUUAUGGGACAUCAGUCCUUUUUUAUUAUGAACAGAGUUAGGUGCACUUUUUUAAUCAAAUAAUGGACUUUCUAGCUAAACAUAGUGAUAAUUAGCUUAUUUCUAAUGAAGUUAAGUUCUUGCAGUUAAGCAAGAUGACCGGUCCACCUUCACUUCUUAUAUACUGUACUUCAACUGUAUAUUGCCCAUCAUCUGCAAUUCAAAUUCUACAGUACUAUUAACACCAAAAGACUUACUUAAAGAUCAAAUCACAAAAAAAAGCCCAAAAAUAUCAGAAAGGCAAAGUCUAGGUGUAAAAAGUCAGAUCGUCUGGCUCCAUUAUGUCAUGUAAUUACGCACACAUACAAAGCUAACCUUGACAAGUCUACCUGGAAGCUGAGAAAGGUAUUUAAGAAAGAAGGAGUCACAUUCAGCAUAAAAUAUCAGAUAUGGCCUAAGGAUAAGGGCCACCAGUACAGGGUAAUUACUAAUACUGCUGGAAUUUAGCAAAUAACGAUUGGUAUUUACAAAUGACGUUUUAGCAACUUUAUGCUCUGCGGCUGCAGGUGACACCCUGACAGGGUCUUUCUUUUUGUCAUUAUGAAAACAUAAUGAGGGCUGAUGCUUCAAAUUUUAUUAAUCUUUGCAUUUUGAUGUCUCACUACAUUCUCUCAUGUGGCAGGAACAUUUAUUAAUAUAUCACAUUUCCAUAAAAAUAAAAGUAGCUCAAAGAGUUUCACAAGAUGUAAAAGAAUUACAACUUAUUUUUUUAAUUGCAGGAGUCCCUUAACAAACUAUGCACAACUUAAUUUAUUUAUUUUUAACUAUAUGCAGUUUUUAAGUCUCUAAUCGUAAAAGUCAUAGUUUGCUGGAAUGGUCAGACGGCCAGGGAGAAGAGGAAAACAAAAAGUCCAGCCGAUGGAGUGGUUGUAGAAAAUAAAUCUUGAGGGGUUCUGAGGCAAAAGGAAAAAGUGUAUUUAAGAGUGAAUGGGCUUCUCCUUGUGCAUGGGACUGGUGCUUUAUGACUUACUGGGACUGUCUCUGCUUCUUUUUGGGGUGCUAGAUGUGUCCCAAACCCAAGAGGAGGUGGAUCCUCUGAACUGUACCCUGGCUCAAAUGAGCUGCAGUGGGAAGCACUGAACUUGCAUUAUUUAUGGAUUACUCAUAGAAAUAUGAAGUUUACUAUUUAUUUUUGAGCAUAAAGAUGUGUA
Messenger RNA from Polypterus senegalus (gray bichir), 3068 nucleotides. RefSeq names its product endothelin-2. Gene Ontology annotation, cellular component: extracellular region. Gene Ontology annotation, molecular function: hormone activity; endothelin B receptor binding. The coding region runs from base 65 to 577 and encodes 170 amino acids. Lineage: Eukaryota; Metazoa; Chordata; Cladistia; Polypteriformes; Polypteridae. The transcript has 5 exons. The record is from RefSeq and is a predicted model, not a curated record. Gene Ontology annotation, biological process: regulation of systemic arterial blood pressure by endothelin; intracellular calcium ion homeostasis; regulation of vasoconstriction.